AUGUUCCAAACUUUUGAUUAAAAAGAAGCAAAGUGUAAAUAUCACUAAAAAAUAAUUUAAUUUUUAAAUAUUAAACCAAAUCAACAAAUAGGAAAUAGGGCUUGGUGUGAAGAUUGUAAAAUGGAUUAACCAGUUAAUUUAAAUAAUGGGAAAAUAAUCUUGAAUUAAAUUGAUUACUUCAUUAACAAUUAAAUUGAGCAAAGUACAAGUGAUAUAGUUCGAAUGAUGAUUUCUGAAAUAGAUCAUAUAGAAAGGGAAUUUAAAUAAUUAUUAUAUGAUAUGAGAAAAAAUGUAAAUGUAAUAAAAAGAACCUAUAUACAAAAUCCAUUUGAAAAAUAUCAGAAUUUGUCUGUUUAUACCACUUCCAAUUAUCAAGAACUAGCUGAACUUAUUAAAGACCAUUAUUCAUAGUAAGGUGAGUGUGUAUUAACGAACCAAUUACAAUAAAGUAUUAAUAAUUCUUUAGAGCAAUAUCAAAAUUAUCUUUUAGAUAUUCAAAGUGUAAGAAAAUAUAUUUCAUAAGUUCAAAAUUCUAUUUCCUAACCUGAAUAAUUUGUUUAACUUUAAAUAUGUUAAGAGAUUUGUUAGAUUGAAUGCCAUAAAGACACAACAUUCCAAACUUUACUUGAAUCUUUUGAACUUAAUUAAGGAAAUGAUGAAAUAAAGUACUAUAACUAAAACAAUGAAAUUGAAAGUUUACAUUUUACUUUAAGAUAAGCAGGAUUUUAAUAGUAAUUCCCAUUAAUAAUCAAAAGAUAAAAUUGA
Molecule: messenger RNA, 765 nt
Organism: Paramecium primaurelia
Lineage: Eukaryota; Ciliophora; Oligohymenophorea; Peniculida; Parameciidae
Source: the annotation of a GenBank genome assembly